AAGGGGAUAGCUCCGCUGAAAGGAAGAGCCACUUCCGCCAUUUUGUCAUUAGCAUAGAGAAGUACAAGAGAGGAGUCUACUGUUCAGCGGGGUUUGGCGCUGCACUCCCGCCAAAAACAUCGUAUUUCAAGAUGACCGACGUACAAAGUCAGGGACCCAAGGUCCUCGAGACGGUCGAGGACAUCCAGGCUCGACGUGACGAGGUGCUCGGCCGGUACAGCCAGUUCAAGGAUGCCGUCGCUUUCCGUCGGCAGAGACUCCAGGACUCCAGACGAUACUUGUACUUCAAGCGGGAUGCAGAUGAACUGGAGAAAUGGAUCGUGGAGAAACUACAGAUCGCAGCAGAGGAGAGUUACAAGGACCCAACCAACCUUCAGGGUAAGUUACAGAAACACCAGGCGUUUGAAGCAGAGGUACAGGCCAACAGCAACGCCAUCAUGGUGCUGGAUACCACCGGCCAGGAGAUGAUCUCGGAGAGCCACUUCCGCUCAGAAGACAUCCAGGCUACCCUGGAUGAGUUACAUCGCCUGUGGGACCUGCUGAUGAUGAAGCUAGCGGACAAGGGAGUCAAACUGAUGCAGGCCAUGAAGCUGGUGCAGUUCCUGCGGCUGUGUGACGAGGUGAACUACUGGAUCAAGGAUAAGGAGACGUUUGCCAGUGCUGUUGAGACAGGGCGAGACUUGGAGCACGUGGAAGUCCUGCAGAAACAGUUUGAGGAGUUCCAGACGGACCUCUCCGCUCACGAGGAGAAGAUCAACGAUGUCAACAACACCGCAGACUCACUGGUCAACGAUGAACAUCCCGAGGUAGAGCAGAUCCGCAACAAACAAGAGGAGGUGAACGCAGCCUGGCAGCGGCUGAAGCAGUUGUCCCUGGAGCGUCAGGAGAAACUGUUCGGGGCAGCAGAGAUACAGAGAUUCAACAGGGAUGCUGAUGAGACCGUUUCCUGGAUCAACGAGAAGGACAGCACGCUGUCGUCGGAGGAUAUCGGGAAGGACCUGCCGGAGGUGCAGGCGCUGCAGCGUAAGCACGAGGGGGUGGAGCGCGACCUCGCUGCUCUCGAGGACAAGAUGAGUCUGGUAUUGCAGCAGGGAACAGCUAGGGUUACCACCCUAAGUGCAGAGGCAGACCGUCUACAGUCUGCCCACCCAGAGAGUGCAGAGGACAUUGGGACCAAGAAGGAUGAAGUGUUGGCUGCCUGGGACAGAAUCAAGACCAAGGGAGAGGAGCGUAAGUCUCGUCUGAACGACUCCUACCGUCUGCAACGCUUCCUGGCGGAUCACCGCGACCUGGUGUCCUGGUGUAACGAGAUGCGCGCCCUCAUCUCCGCAGAUGAGCUUGCGAAGGACGUACCCGGGGCAGAGGCUCUGCUGGACAAACAUCAGGAGCACAAGGGAGAGAUUGAUGCUCGUGAGGACAGUUUCCGCACCACAGCCGAGGCAGGACAGAGCCUGUUGGAGGAAAACCACUUUGCUUCGGAUGAAGUCAAGGAGAAGCUUGUGGCCCUGGCCAAUGAGAAGACGUCAUUGCUUGAGCUGUGGGACGAGCGACACGUGCAGUACGAACAGUGCCUCGACCUUCAGCUGUUCUACCGCGAUGUUGAACAGGCCGAGGCCUGGAUGGGCAAACAGGAGGCCUUCCUUGCCAAUGAUGACCUUGGUGACUCCCUUGACUCUGUGGAGGCCCUCAUCAAGAAGCAGGAAGACUUUGAGAAGUCUCUGGCAGCACAGGAAGAGAAGAUCAACGCCCUGAAUGACUUUGCCAACAAACUGAUUGAGAACAACCACUACGCUUCUGACGAUGUGGCUGCUAAGAGGGAUGCUCUGCUGACCCGUCGUGAGGAGCUUCUGAAGAAGUCUGCGGCGCGCCACACUGUGCUGGAGGACUCGUACCGCCUGCAGCAGUUCCAGCGUGAUGCUGACGAGGUCAAGGCCUGGAUCAACGAGAAGCUGAAGACAGCAACAGAUGAGUCGUACAAGGACCCUACCAACCUGCAAGGUAAGAUCCAGAAGCACCAGGCCUUCGAGGCGGAGCUGCAGACCAACCAGGGCCGGGUGGACGCGGUGAACCAGCAGGGUCGCGACCUCAUCGACGCCGACCACUACAGCAAGGACAACAUCGAAGCACAGCUGGAGGAGAUCGCUGCUCUGUGGGACCAGCUGAAACUCGCUUCUGAGAACAAAGACAAGAAGCUGCGUGAAGCCCAGCAGCAGCAGCAGUUCAACCGCGGCUGCGAGGACGUGGAGCUGUGGCUCACGGAGGUCGAAGGUCACCUGGCCUCGGAGGAUCUUGGGAAGGACCUUCCCAGUGUACAGAACCUUCAGAAGAAACAUGCUCUACUGGAGGCUGACGUGGCUGCUCACCAGGAGCGUAUGGACGGUAUUGACAUCCAGGCUAAGCAGUUUGUGGAUGAGGGUCACUUUGACGCCGACAACAUCAAGGCUAAGCAGGAGGCUCUUCAGGAGAGAUACGAUGCGCUGCAGGAGCCUCUCGCUGCUCGGAAGGCGAAGCUUGCUGAUUCGCUGCGGUUCCAGCAGCUGGUGCGUGACAUCGAGGACGAAGAAGCGUGGAUCCGUGAGAAGGAACCUGUCGCCUCCUCUACAAACAGAGACGAGGUUGCUGUGGCUGGGCGCGACCUGAUUGGAGUACAGAACCUCCUGAAGAAACACCAGGCGCUGCAGGCGGAGAUUGCCGGGCACGAGAACCGCAUCAAGGCGGUCUGCCAAACCGGACAGGACAUGAUCCAGGAGGAGCACUUCGCCUCGGAGGACAUCAACGCCAAGGUGUCGGGACUCGAGGACAAGUGGCAAGGACUCAAGGACAAGGCAGGACAGAGGAAGCAGGACUUGGACGACUCCCUGCAGGCGCAGCAAUACUUUGCUGAUGCCAACGAGGCUGAGUCGUGGAUGAAGGAAAAGGAGCCGAUUAUUGGAAGUGUGGACUAUGGAAAGGAUGAGGACUCGGCUGAGGCCCUCUUGAAGAAACAUGAGGCCAUCGUGUCAGACCUCGAUGCGUACGGAACCAGCAUCGAGGCACUCCGGGAGCAGGCAAAGGCCUGUAAGCAACAAGAAGCUCCCGUUGAAGACGACACUGGCCGUCAGUGCGUGGUCGCUCUGUACGACUACCAGGAGAAGUCGCCGCGUGAGGUAUCGAUGAAGAAGGGAGACGUGUUGGUGUUGUUGAACAGUGCGAACAAGGAUUGGUGGAAGGUGGAAGUGAAUGAUCGCCAGGGUUUCGUACCCGCAGCUUACGUGAAGAAGAUCGAUGCCGCCCAGUCGGCAUCCCGUGAGAAUCUCUCGGGGCAGGCCGUGAACAGUGUGGCAGCAAGGCAGGAACAGAUCGAAAAACAGUAUAACACCCUGCAGUCUCUGGCUAACGAUCGCAAGUCCAACCUGGAGAAGUCCUGCAAGAAGUUCAUGCUCAUCCGAGAGGCAAACGAACUGCAAAACUGGAUUAACGAAAAGCAAACACAAGCUGAAGCCAUUGCUGCUUCGGAGGAGCUUGGGGAUGAUCUGGAACAUGUGGAGGAGCUGCAGAAGAAGUUUGACAACUUUUCUAAGGACCUUAAGUCUCACCAGAACCGCCUGCAAGAAAUCAACGAGAUUGCCCGGAAGUUGGAGGAUGAGGGCAUGAUUGUAGCGGAGGAGGCACCUGCCGUACAGGCACAAGUCGCUUACGCUGUAGAGGCAGCUCCCGUGAAUGCCGCCAUGCUUGGUGCGGCUCCCGGCGCCGCGGGCGAGUUACAGACUACUCGUACAACUGUCACCACCACACGAACAGCCGUAGAUACACAGAACUUACAGGCUGAUGAGACUGAUUCUAAGUCGUCCUGGAAAGACUUAGCUUUCCGCUUGAAUGUGAUUGCGAACCUGAACCAGCGCUGGGCGGCAUUGGAGCAGCUCGCCAGUGACCGCAGCGCCACCUUGGGGAGUGCACAUGAAGUGCAGCGCUUCCACAGGGAUGCAGAGGAGACCAAGGACUGGAUUGCAGAGAAGGACCAGGCCCUGAACACUGACAACUACGGACAUGACCUGGCCAGCGUGCAGGCACUGCAGCGUAAACAUGAGGGCUUCGAGAGGGACCUGGCUGCUCUGGGAGACAAGGUGCACUCCCUGGAUGACACCAGCCAGCGCCUGAUCCAGACCCACCCCGAGGCUGCUGACUCCAUCUCCGAGAAGCAGUCAGAAAUCAACGAUGCCUGGGGCAACCUCACGGCGCGUGCUGACGCCCGGAAGGCCAAACUCAUGGACUCGCAGGACUACCAACGCUUCCUGUCUGACUUCAGGGACCUCAUGUCCUGGAUCAAUGGCAUCAUGACCUUGGUGUCCUCGGACGAACUCGCCAAGGACGUGACAGGCGCCGAGGCCCUGUUGGAGCGCCACCAGGACCAUCGUACCGAGAUCGACGCCCGCGCUGGCAGCUUCCAGGCGUUCGACAACUUCGGUCAGCAGCUGCUGGCCAAGAACCACUACGCCAGCCCUGACAUCGAGGAGAAGCUGGCAACGCUGGCUCGGGAGAGAGAGGAACUGGAGAAGGCCUGGGUGGCUCGGCGCAUGAAGCUGGACCAGUGUCUGGAGCUGCAGCUGUUUAACCGUGACUGCGAGCAGGCCGAGGCCUGGAUGGCCUCCCGCGAGGCCUUCCUGCAGGAGGCCGAGGGUCCGGAGGGGUCCUCUGUGGAGGCCAUGAUCAAGAAACACGAGGACUUUGACAAGGCCAUCAAUGCACAGGAGGAGAAGAUCCUUGCCCUCCAGUCCUUCGCUGACCAGCUCAUCGCCGCUGACCACUACGACGCUCCGGCCAUCACUGACCGUCGUGACGAGGUCCUGGACCGCUGGCGUUCCCUGAAGGCCGCCCUGAUCGAGAAGCGCUCCAAGCUGGGAGAGUCCCAGAGCCUGCAGCAGUUCAGCCGUGAUGCUGACGAGAUCGAGGCCUGGAUCAGUGAGAAGCUGCAGACAGCCACUGAUGAGAGCUACAAGGACCCUGCUAACAUCCAGAGCAAGCACCAGAAGCACCAGGCGUUUGAGGCCGAGCUGGCUGCUAACGCUGACCGUGUGCAGGGUGUCAUUGGGAUGGGACAGAGUCUGAUUGACCAGAACAAGUGUGCAGGUAGUGAGGAGGCAGUGAGUGCCCGGAUUGUCAGCCUGGGCGACCAAUGGGAGUAUCUGGUACAGAAGUCUGCGGAGAAGAGCCAGAUGCUGAAGGAAGCCAACAUGCUACAGAACUUCAACACGGGAGUGAAGGAGAUAGAGUACUGGCUGACGGAGGUGGAAGCCCUGGUCCAGUCUGAGGACUACGGCAAAGACCUGGCCUCCGUCUCCAACCUGAUGAAGAAACACCAGCUUCUAGAGGCUGACAUCACUGCUCAUCAGGACCGUAUCCGUGACCUGAACAACCAGGCGGACACCUUCAUCUCCUCCAACCACUACGACAUGGAGUCCAUCAAGGAGAAGAAGACGACCAUCAACACCCGCUUCGAGCGGCUGCAGAACCUGGCGUCGGAGCGGCGCCAGCGCCUGCAGGAGUCCCUCACACUACACCAGUUCUUCAGGGACAUUGAUGAUGAGGAGGCCUGGAUCAAGGAGAAGAAGUUGCUGGUGAGUUCGGAUGACUAUGGCCGUGACCUGACGGGUGUGCAGAACCUCCGCAAGAAACACAAGCGUCUGGAGGCAGAGCUGGCCGGGCACGAGGCCGCCAUUCAGGCUGUGCAGAACACAGGAGAGGGCCUGAUGGCCCAGUCCAGCCUGGGCGCCGCUGAGAUCCAGCGCCGCUGUGACGAGCUCACCGCCAACUGGUCGGAACUCAAACAGCUCGCAGCCAACAGGUUGGCACAGGAUAUUUUUCCGCACAUCAGAUUUAGCCCUGCGGACAUCCAGUGGUGGUGUAUGCAGUUGUACGCUCACUUCACCGACCUGAAAAACAUGGCUAAGGACAGAGGCCAAAAACUGGAAGACUCCCUGGCCUACCAGCAGUUCAGUGCCAAUGUAGAUGAGGAGGAGUCCUGGAUCAACGAGAAGCAGAACCUGGUGUCCAGCGAGGACUAUGGGGACACCCUGGCCGCUGUGCAGUAUUUUCUGAACCUUUCUACUGAGUUGGGAGCGGUUUCUGCCACUAUGAAGGGUCUGCAAAAGAAGCACGAGGCGUUUGAGACGGACUUCAAGGUUCACCGUGAGCGUGUGGAUUACAUCUACUCUCAGGGGAACAAACUGAUUGAUGAGGGCAACCACCGCUCGGAUGACAUCAGAGGAAGGAUCCAGUCCCUGGAGUCCAAGGUGCGCUCGCUGGAGGACAGCGCCACCAAGCGCAAACAGAACCUGGACGACAACUCUGCCUUCCUGCAGUUCAACUGGAAGGCUGAUGUUGUGGAGUCUUGGAUUGCUGACAAGGAAGCGACGGUGUUCUCUGACGACUACGGGCGUGACCUGAGCUCGGUACAGACCCUGCUGACGAAGCAGGAAACGUUCGAUGCGGGUCUGCAGGCCUUCGAGAAGGAGGGCAUCACCACCAUCACCAAGCUCAAGGACCAGCUGGUCGCUUCCCAGCAUGCUCAGUCCGACGCCAUCAAGCAGCGCCACGCCAACCUCAUCAAGAGAUGGGAGAAACUGCUGGCAGACUCAGGGGCUCGUAAGCAGCGCCUGCUUCGCUCCCAGGAGCAGUUCAAGCAGGUGGAGGACCUGUUCCUGCUGUUUGCCAAGAAAGCUUCGGCCUUCAACAGCUGGUUUGAGAACGCGGAGGAGGAUCUCACCGACCCUGUCCGCUGUAACUCCAUUGAGGAGAUCAAGGCUCUUAAAGAUGCCCACGCAGCCUUCAAGGCCUCGCUGACCUCAGCAGAAGCUGACUACCAGCAGCUGAUCGAGCUGGACAAGAAGAUCAAGAGCUACAAGGUCACCAGCAACCCGUACACCUGGUUCACUAUUGAGGCCAUUGAUGAUACCUGGAGGAACCUGCAGCGCAUCAUUGCGGAGCGCGAGGCAGAGCUGAAUAAGGAGAAGGUGCGACAGGAGGAGAACGACAAACUGCGCCGCCAGUUCGCUCAGCAUGCCAACGCCUUCCACUCUUGGCUUCAGGAGACCAGGGCCUACCUCCUGGACGGUAUUGAACUGCUCGGUCCGUACCAAAAGUACCACCGCCUCAUAGAUGAGCGUGGCACUCAAAGGGCUGCUAUGGUGGAGGAGACUGGAUCUCUGGAGGCCCAGCUAGAGGCAACCAAGGCAAGCACCAGCAACCUGGAACACCAACUGGAACUCAUGAAGCAAAAGUGCCAGGAGAUCCGCACCCACCGCACCCAACUGAAGAAGGUGGAAGACCUGGGAGCAAACAUGGAGGAGCGACUCAUCUUAGACAACAGGUACACGGAGCACAGCACGGUGGGGCUGGCCCAGCAGUGGGACCAGCUGGACCAACUGGGGAUGCGCAUGUGUCACAACCUGGAACAGCAAAUACAGGCCAGGAACAAAGUUGGAGUGUCGGAGGAGGCUCUCAAGGAGUUCAGCAUGAUGUUCAAACAUUUCGACAAGGAUAAGAGCGGGAAGCUGGACCAUCACGAGUUCAAGUCCUGUCUGCGCUCCCUGGGGUACGAUCUGCCCAUGGUGGAGGAGGGAGAGCCGGACCCGGAGUUCCACGCUAUACUCGACACCGUCGAUCCCAAUAGGGAUGGGUACGUGUCACUGCAGGAGUACAUGGCCUUCAUGAUCAGUCGCGAGACAGAGAACGUGCAAACGAGCGAGGAGGUGGAGAACGCCUUCCGGGCCAUCGCUACGGAGGGGAAACCAUACGUGACGAAGGAAGAGCUCUACGCGCACCUGACUAAACAACAGGCAGACUACUGUGUCAAACACAUGGUUCUGUGGAAGGACUCCACCGGCAGAGAGGUUCCAGACCACUACGACUACAGAGACUUUAUCCAAAAACUCUUUAACAGUAACACCUACUGACCUCACCUCUGUCAACCUGACAAAGGACCAGGCGGAAUACUGCAUCCUCCGCAUGAAACCGUACGUGGAUAACAGAGGCCACGAGGUCACAGGAGCGCUCGACUACAUAGACUUUACCCAGUCCCUAUUCGCCAACUAAUCCCCCCACCCCUUCCCCACUUAUAGUAAGCUUACAAUGUAUUACCCGCUAUGCUACCUAUAUAGUUACUCAGAAUGUUAGUCUUAUUGUGCUGUUGCGUAUGCAUGUGUGUGUAUUUACAUUCUACCAUCUUGCUGGUUUGGAAGCUGCCUUGCACAGUUUAUAGCAAGGGUCUGCCUCAUGAAGCCACUACACUUUCGUAGUAGAAAGUUAGCAUAAGUAGUUAGAAAUUGCUACAUAAUUGCAACGUAUACUACUGAAAUAACAAUCCAAUGUUAACCCAAGAAUAGUUACCCUACAAAAGUCGAUACAUAUUUCUAUAUCCAGCUUACUUUGCUGAUAGUGAAUGAUAGUGUUACAUAUAGUAGGAUAUGUAAGAACUGAUUAACUACAAAUAGCAACUGUUAUUAAAAGUAGAACUAAUGCAUAGUAUUGAUGGAGACUUCAUCCAAGUAUAUGUAGUAAUAUCUCCAUUAGGGACUGAGACAGUGUGUGGUUGUACUCUUGGCUAUAAUAAAGACUUUGCAAGUGCUCAUGUAGCAGCAAGGCAGAGACUUGACCAUAACCAAAGUCUCUUUGCAGUUUCCCUCAGACCAUUUUGUGAGCUUUGUUGUCAAAACUCUGCAGUUUUAGACGUUUGUUUUUAAGGAUCACAUUAAGGACUGGUUUUAUACAAAUUGUUGCUUCUGAAGCUGCUGCAAGCUACCACCAACAUCUGGUAAUAUGAAUGCAACAAGCUCAGAACUUAUGUCAGGAAGAAAUGGGAUGGGAAGAGAAGCAUGUUUGAAGUUACCAUUCCUUAAAUGUCAUCAUGACUGUAAUACAGACCAUUGUUUAUUGAAGUUUAGACAAUUUCUUGAAUUCUUGUACUUGAAUUGUUUUAGUUGUUUUCCACCAAGAAGUGUAUCCAUGCAUGUGCUCUUCCACUGAUACUUGCACACUGUGUGACUCACUCCUGUUCUCUGUGUGGCAUGCUGACAGCACAAUAAAGUAGUAUUACUCCGGAGCAA
Branchiostoma floridae (Florida lancelet) is the source of this 9080-nucleotide messenger RNA. Its product is annotated as spectrin alpha chain, non-erythrocytic 1-like. The transcript has 68 exons. Gene Ontology annotation, cellular component: plasma membrane; cell junction; cell projection. Gene Ontology annotation, molecular function: calcium ion binding; actin filament binding. The coding region runs from base 132 to 7931 and encodes 2599 amino acids. Gene Ontology annotation, biological process: actin cytoskeleton organization. The record is from RefSeq and is a predicted model, not a curated record. NCBI's taxonomy places the organism in Eukaryota, Metazoa, Chordata, Leptocardii, Amphioxiformes, Branchiostomatidae.